This is a messenger RNA of Nannospalax galili (Upper Galilee mountains blind mole rat), 1512 nucleotides long. It is a transcript of the gene Supt3h, whose product is annotated as SPT3 homolog, SAGA and STAGA complex component. Gene Ontology annotation, molecular function: protein heterodimerization activity; transcription coactivator activity. The transcript is spliced from 12 exons. The record is from RefSeq and is a predicted model, not a curated record. NCBI's taxonomy places the organism in Eukaryota, Metazoa, Chordata, Mammalia, Rodentia, Spalacidae. Gene Ontology annotation, biological process: transcription by RNA polymerase II. Bases 289 to 1410 code for a protein of 373 amino acids.
GCCUGGCGCGCAUGCGCUGCCGCCGUGACGGGGGCCGGUUCGGGUCUUCUAUCUGGACGCUACCUCCUUAGGCCGCGCUCCCCCCCUCCACCUCAAGUGGCGCGCACGCCAUCUUGUACCCCCCCUACCAGCCGAGUCACCUUUUCCCUCUCUACAUUCUCGGUCCCCCACCCCGUCCUCUGCCCAUCGUGUCCCGGGGCCGCCGCCGCCGAGACCGCGCCAUCUCUGUCCCCUGUCAUUUCUCCACGCGGGACGCGCAGCCGUGCCUCCAAGUGUCCUUAAGCAGAGAUGAAUAAUACUGCAGCUAGCCCGAUGCCGACCUCAACUUCAAGUAGUGGGAGAAGCACAGGGAAGACUGUCAGCUUUGCAGCAGAAGUGCAGAGUAUGAUGUUUUCUUUAGGUGAUGCUAGGAGGCCACUUCAUGAAACAGCAGUUUUGGUAGAAGAUGUGGUUCACACACAAUUAAUUAACCUGUUACAGCAAGCUGCUGAAGUUUCCCAGCUGCGGGGAGCAAGGGUAAUCUCUGCUGAAGAUCUUCUGUUUUUGAUGCGAAAAGAUAAGAAAAAACUUAGAAGACUUCUAAAAUACAUGUUUAUUCGAGACUACAAAUCAAAGAUCAUCAAAGGCAUCGACGAGGAUGAUCUUCUAGAAGACAAAUUGAGCGGUGGCAGCAGCACAAACAAAAGACAGAAAAUUGCUCAGGACUUGAUCAACUCUAUUGACCAGACAGGAGAACUCUUGGCAAUGUUUGAAGACAAUGAAGUGGAUGAAGUGAAGCAGGAAAGAAUGGAGCGAGCAGAAAGACAGACUCGAACUAUGGAUUCAGCUCAAUAUGCAGAAUUCUGUGAAAGCCGACAGUUAAGUUUCUCCAAAAAAGCUUCCAAAUUUCGAGACUGGCUGGACUGCAACAGCAUGGAGAUAAAACCCAAUGUUGUGGCUAUGGAAAUUUUAGCAUAUUUAGCAUACGAAACUGUGGCACAGUUAGUGGAUCUGGCUCUUCUUGUGAGGCAAGACAUGGUAAGCAAGGCAGGGGACCCCUUUAGCCACGCCAUUUCUGCCACCUUCAUCCAAUAUCACAAUUCUGCUGAGGGGUCCUGUAUGAAGUCCUGCCCAGACUCCCCUGAGAACACACCUCCUCCUACACCAACAGCUCCAUCAUCUGGAUUGCAGCAUUCAGGGAAAGCUACGUCAGGAUCCCUAGGGAAUGGGAGUACUGGACAAGACUCAGCUAAAACCAAGCAGAGGAAAAGAAAAAAGAGCACUGCGGCCUGUGGUGUUGAGGCUCACAGCGAUGCCAUCCAGCCCUGCCACAUCAGAGAGGCCAUUCGACGCUAUGGCCACAAGAUUGGCCCCCUGUCCCCAUUCACAAGUGCCUACCGCAGGACUGGGAUGGCUUUCCUAGCCUGCUGAUGGGACCAGCAGAGACUGUGCCUACAAGAAAGAGAAUGUUACACCCAGGUGAUCCUUUCCCCUCCUGGCAUAAAAUAAAAUGCGAGUUUACCUUCUCCUGUC